Pseudonaja textilis is the source of this 2882-nucleotide messenger RNA. It is a transcript of the gene CSTF3, whose product is annotated as cleavage stimulation factor subunit 3. The record is from RefSeq and is a predicted model, not a curated record. Lineage: Eukaryota; Metazoa; Chordata; Lepidosauria; Squamata; Elapidae. Gene Ontology annotation, cellular component: nucleus. Gene Ontology annotation, molecular function: protein binding; mRNA binding. Gene Ontology annotation, biological process: mRNA 3'-end processing.
GAAGGCGAGAGUUGGGGGCGGUUGGGCCGCCAUUUUGUUCCUCGGGCAAGUGGAAGCCGCGCGCAGGGUCGACUAGUUCACUUAGACGCUGCCCGGGGGACUUUGCGAGGGAAGAGAACGGGGGUGGGUAGGAGGGUUAAGAAAUAGGCAUAUCUACAUAUCGGACCCUGCUUCCUCGCUCCCCCCGCUACUUCCGGGGACCGUUUUAACCCGCCAUGUCCGGAGAAGCUCCCGCCGGCGACCAGGCUGCUGAAUAUGUCCCAGAAAAAGUAAAGAAAGCUGAAAAGAAACUAGAAGAGAAUCCAUAUGACCUUGACGCUUGGAGCAUUCUCAUUCGAGAGGCACAGAAUCAACCUAUAGACAAAGCACGGAAGACCUAUGAACGCCUUGUUGCCCAGUUCCCCAGUUCUGGCAGAUUCUGGAAACUGUACAUUGAAGCUGAGAUAAAAGCAAAAAAUUAUGACAAAGUAGAAAAGCUAUUUCAGCGAUGCCUUAUGAAAGUCUUACACAUUGACUUGUGGAAGUGCUACCUUUCAUAUGUGCGAGAAACAAAAGGGAAGCUACCCAGUUAUAAAGAAAAAAUGGCUCAAGCAUAUGAUUUUGCUCUAGAUAAAAUUGGCAUGGAAAUAAUGUCAUAUCAGAUCUGGGUGGAUUACAUCAAUUUUUUGAAAGGCGUUGAAGCAGUAGGGUCCUAUGCAGAAAACCAGAGGAUAACUGCUGUCCGCAGGGUUUAUCAGCGCGGCUGUGUGAACCCCAUGAUCAACAUUGAACAGCUUUGGCGAGAUUAUAACAAGUAUGAAGAGGGAAUCAAUAUCCACUUAGCCAAAAAAAUGAUUGAAGAUCGUAGUAGAGAUUAUAUGAAUGCUAGACGUGUUGCUAAGGAGUAUGAGACUGUGAUGAAAGGUUUGGACCGUAAUGCUCCCUCUGUCCCACCACAAAAUACUCCACAAGAAGCACAGCAGGUAGACAUGUGGAAAAAAUACAUUCAGUGGGAAAAGAGUAACCCUCUGCGUACUGAAGACCAAACCCUCAUCACAAAGAGAGUGAUGUUUGCAUAUGAACAAUGCCUCUUAGUAUUGGGUCAUCAUCCGGAUAUCUGGUACGAAGCUGCACAAUAUCUUGAACAAUCCAGCAAACUGCUAGCUGAAAAAGGAGAUAUGAACAAUGCUAAACUUUUCAGUGAUGAAGCAGCAAAUAUUUAUGAAAGAGCAAUCAGCACUUUAUUAAAAAAGAACAUGCUUCUUUAUUUUGCGUAUGCAGAUUAUGAAGAGAGUCGUAUGAAAUAUGAGAAAGUACACAGCAUAUAUAAUAGACUCCUGGCUAUUGAAGACAUUGAUCCCACUUUGGUUUAUAUUCAGUACAUGAAAUUUGCAAGGCGAGCAGAAGGUAUAAAAUCAGGCCGAAUGAUAUUUAAGAAAGCACGAGAAGAUGCCCGUACCCGCCACCAUGUCUAUGUUACAGCUGCUCUGAUGGAAUAUUAUUGUAGCAAGGACAAGUCAGUGGCUUUUAAGAUUUUUGAGCUAGGCUUGAAGAAAUAUGGAGACAUUCCAGAAUAUGUCUUGGCAUAUAUUGAUUAUCUUUCUCAUUUGAAUGAGGAUAAUAAUACAAGAGUCCUGUUUGAACGUGUGUUGACCUCGGGGAGCCUUCCACCAGAGAAAUCUGGAGAAAUAUGGGCUCGAUUUUUAGCCUUUGAAAGCAAUAUUGGUGACUUGGCUAGCAUAUUAAAAGUUGAGAAACGAAGGUUUACAGCUUUCAAGGAAGAAUAUGAGGGCAAAGAAACAGCUUUGCUGGUAGACAGAUAUAAAUUCAUGGAUCUGUACCCUUGUUCUGCCAGUGAACUUAAAGCUCUUGGUUAUAAGGAUGUCUCUCGUGCAAAACUAUCAACCAUAAUUCCAGAUCCUGUAGUGGCACCUUCUAUAGUACCUGUGCUAAAAGAUGAAGCAGACAGAAAGCCAGAAUAUCCAAAACCAGAUACACAGCAAAUGAUUCCAUUUCAACCAAGGCAUUUAGCACCUCCUGGUUUACAUCCGGUUCCUGGUGGUGUGUUUCCUGUUCCACCUGCUGCUGUAGUUCUAAUGAAACUCCUCCCACCUCCUGUGUGUUUUCAGGGUCCAUUUGUGCAAGUGGAUGAACUCAUGGAGAUUGUCAGAAGAUGCAAACUUCCAGACACUGUGGAUGAAGCUGUACGGAUUAUUACGGGAGGCUUGCCUGACCUUUCAAUGGAAGGGAAUGGACCUUUGGAAAAUAAUACCCUUCUCAAUAAAUCUGUCAAAAGACCAAACGAAGAUUCAGAUGAUGAUGAGGAAAAGGGAUCAGUGGUUCCUCCAAUUCAUGACAUUUACAGAGCACGACAACAGAAGCGAAUCCGAUGAGGCAUGUUGCAAAUUCAGUUGUGAAGCUAAAGAACUUGUAAUAUGUUGUCUUUCAACAAAUCAAAUGUUUAAAAAGAAUUGAAAGUUUCUAACAUGCAUCUUGCAACUGAGGUUGUUUUGUUACUGUGGUGCCUCUUUUUUACCAGCUGUUUUUUCAUCAGAAAAGGAAAAAGGCAGAUGAACUAGCAAAUCUGAGUUCUGGCAGCAAACUACACAUUGGGACGCAGACCAUGCAAAACGUGUUUGCCAUGUGUUUGGUUGGUCUUCAGAUGUAUCCUCACACUCCACUUGAAUUCUUGUGGGGAUUUUGACAGUUUUAUUUUUAAAAACUGGAAAGCCUAUAAUGGGGAAAUAUUUUAAAUUCACAUUUCUGAAAAACCGUUCUCACUUUGCUCACGUAGUGUCUGUCCUGCCUUAUUCUUCAUUUUAAUUUAUGGCAGAAUGAAUGGAAGCUGUUUUGUAGUUUAAAAUAGAAAAAAUUGUUCCUUUCAAAUAAAGGAUCUCCAUAAA